Molecule: messenger RNA, 1128 nt
Organism: Psammomys obesus (fat sand rat)
Lineage: Eukaryota; Metazoa; Chordata; Mammalia; Rodentia; Muridae
Gene: Nfia
Product: nuclear factor I A
Exons: 6
Coding region: 1-1128 (375 amino acids)
Biological process (GO): regulation of transcription by RNA polymerase II
Cellular component (GO): nucleus
Molecular function (GO): RNA polymerase II cis-regulatory region sequence-specific DNA binding; DNA-binding transcription factor activity, RNA polymerase II-specific
Source: RefSeq, a predicted model, not a curated record
AUGAAGCUUGCUGACAGCGUAAUGGCAGGGAAAGCUUCCGACGGCUCCAUCAAAUGGCAGCUUUGCUACGACAUCUCGGCCAGAACUUGGUGGAUGGAUGAGUUUCAUCCUUUCAUCGAAGCACUUCUGCCCCACGUCCGCGCCUUUGCCUAUACAUGGUUCAACCUGCAGGCCCGAAAGCGAAAAUACUUCAAAAAGCAUGAGAAGCGCAUGUCGAAAGAAGAGGAGAGGGCCGUGAAGGAUGAACUGCUAAGUGAGAAGCCGGAGGUCAAGCAGAAAUGGGCUUCCAGACUUCUGGCCAAGUUACGGAAAGAUAUCCGACCCGAGUACCGAGAGGAUUUUGUUCUUACAGUGACAGGGAAAAAACCUCCGUGCUGUGUUCUUUCCAACCCAGACCAGAAAGGCAAGAUGCGGAGAAUUGACUGCCUCCGCCAGGCAGAUAAAGUAUGGAGGUUGGACCUGGUCAUGGUGAUCUUGUUCAAAGGUAUUCCGCUGGAAAGUACUGAUGGCGAGCGCCUUGUCAAGUCCCCGCAGUGCUCCAAUCCAGGGCUCUGUGUCCAGCCCCACCACAUAGGGGUUUCCGUUAAGGAACUCGAUUUAUAUUUGGCAUACUUUGUGCACGCAGCAGAUUCAAGUCAAUCUGAAAGUCCCAGCCAGCCAAGUGAUGCUGACAUUAAGGACCAGCCAGAAAAUGGACAUUUGGGCUUCCAGGACAGUUUUGUCACCUCAGGUGUUUUCAGUGUGACCGAGCUAGUAAGAGUGUCACAAACACCAAUAGCUGCAGGAACCGGCCCCAAUUUUUCUCUCUCUGAUUUGGAAAGUUCUUCAUACUACAGCAUGAGUCCAGGAGCAAUGAGGAGGUCUCUUCCCAGCACAUCCUCUACCAGCUCUACAAAGCGCCUCAAGUCUGUGGAGGACGAGAUGGACAGUCCUGGUGAAGAACCAUUUUACACAGGCCAAGGACGCUCCCCGGGGAGCGGCAGUCAGUCCAGUGGAUGGCACGAAGUAGAGCCAGGUGAGCAGGGGAGAGUCAGGAGUGCAGAAAACAGCAUGUGUGCAUGGCUGUGUUGUCGCACGGUAGAGCGGCAGCAGCGAGCAGCAGAUACAGCAGAAGCGAAUGACAGAUGA